AUGGCGAGGAUACCAAGACGACUUCGGGACUUGAACCUUACAAUGCAUGAUGCAGAACAUGUGCAGCUUGCUGAAGAAAAUCUGCAAGGUCCUCCAGAGAUUGAUAAUAUAGUACCAGGAAGAUCUCAUGAAUCCACUAGCCAAAUCAAGAUAAUUUGGCCAAAUGGAGAGAUGCGGCAGAUUGUAGGGGAAUUUCGGCUGAAGAAUUUAUCCCAGGUACAUGGAGGAAAGAUAAUUGUGGAGACUAACGAAAAAGGUGUUCCGAAUGAAAGGUCUGGUUCCAUUCUUAGUAGCUAUCUUAGCGACGUUGCAGAGAACUCCACAUUUGCACCACUGAACAUUCCAAGAUGGGACAAUGAAUUAUUUGUCCAGAGAAAGAACAACAUGAUCAAGGAUGUAGAGGAGAAAUUUGUCUAUCCAUCUGAGACAAAGCAGCUUACACGAGACUGGGUCCUAAUGACUAAGUUAUGCGAGAAAAACACAGAGUGUGCGAAGCAACAGAAGAAUCCACACACAACCGGGAGAAAAAGCCAUGCCAGGCUACAAAAAGAGAUGGAAAUCAAAAGGAAAGCACCGAUCCACAAGAUUGACCUAUGGGAUGAAGCUCAUAAGAAAAAAGAUGGCAAUUACACAAGCGACAAUGUGAAGACAAUAAUGGAUGCAGCUAAUGAGGAGUUAAAAAAAAGGAAAAUCGAUCAUAAUGGUAGCCUUUCCAUUGACGAUUAUACUGAAGCCUUUAAAGGUGCACUUGAUAAAAGGGCAAAACUUCGAGGUUACUAUGAUGAAAAGUAUUGGAGCGGAGUAAAUGUUUCUCAGGGAAUAACUUUUGUUGGGAAAUCUGACCAAGAAAAUCUUCAGUUUGAAGUACGCAUGGUGAAAGAUAAUGUAGAAGAUGUCAAAGAUGAUGUAGAGGACGUCAAAGGUGAUGUAAAGGAAGUCAAAGGUGAUGUAGGGGAUGUUAGAGGUCAGAUGGCUAUGAUUGCUGCAUUCCUUGCCAAAAAGUUUCCUGGAGAGAUUUGCAGAAAUGAAGUGGAUUCUCCUACAGAAAAUUAUCAAGUCACUCCACAUGACAGAGAUAACAAUCUCCAAUCUGAAUCUUAUAAUGUUCUUGAACAAUCAAAUAAUGAUGUGCAGGAGCCACAAACUACCAUGCAGAAUGUCCAUGCUGAAAAUAAUCUUGCAGUGCAGCAAGGUGGCCCUGAACCAAGUUUACGACUUCACCAAGUCACUAACCAGGGCGGUGAGGAUUUGAAGAGUGAGUGCAUUGAAGGAGCUACCAGUGGCUGGGGAGCACUUGAAAAGGGAGUGCACUAG
This is a messenger RNA of Triticum aestivum (bread wheat), 1314 nucleotides long. RefSeq lists its product as uncharacterized. NCBI's taxonomy places the organism in Eukaryota, Viridiplantae, Streptophyta, Magnoliopsida, Poales, Poaceae. The transcript has 9 exons. The record is from RefSeq and is a predicted model, not a curated record. The coding region runs from base 1 to 1314 and encodes 437 amino acids.